Molecule: messenger RNA, 925 nt
Organism: Nestor notabilis (Kea)
Lineage: Eukaryota; Metazoa; Chordata; Aves; Psittaciformes; Psittacidae
Gene: ARL4A
Product: ADP-ribosylation factor-like 4A
Exons: 1
Coding region: 11-613 (200 amino acids)
Biological process (GO): vesicle-mediated transport; intracellular protein transport
Cellular component (GO): cytoplasm
Molecular function (GO): GTPase activity; GTP binding
Source: RefSeq, a predicted model, not a curated record
CCGUCUGGCAAUGGGGAAUGGACUCUCGGACCAGACGCCGAUCCUUUCCAGCCUACCUUCGUUCCAGAGUUUCCAUAUCGUCAUCUUGGGACUCGACUCCGCUGGGAAGACGACAGUGCUAUACAGACUGCAGUUCAAUGAGUUCGUCAACACUGUCCCCACGAAAGGAUUUAACACGGAGAAAAUCAAAGUGACGCUGGGCAACUCGAAAACGGUCACUUUCCACUUCUGGGAUGUAGGCGGGCAGGAGAAGCUGAGGCCGCUGUGGAAGUCGUACACGAGGUGCACCGAUGGCAUUGUGUUUGUGGUGGACUCCGUCGAUGUUGAGAGAAUGGAGGAAGCUAAAACAGAACUUCAUAAGAUCACUAGGAUAUCCGAAAAUCAAGGAGUGCCUGUCCUUAUCAUUGCUAACAAGCAGGACUUGAGGAACUCUCUCUCCCUUUCUGAAAUCGAGAAGAUGUUAGCGAUGAGCGAGCUGAGUUCUUCAACACCCUGGCAUUUGCAGCCUACCUGUGCAAUCAUUGGAGAUGGACUCAAAGAGGGACUGGAGAAGCUACAUGACAUGAUAAUUAAGCGAAGGAAAAUGCUGAGGCAACAGAAAAAGAAGAGAUGAGUUCUAUUUUGACCUUCCUAUUUUAGAGUAGUAACAUGGUCAAAAUUUGACAGGAGACAGCUUCCAAACCCAGGCCUGCUUGUUUGGAUGCCAUUAAGCUUAGUUACAUUAAACAAUCAGUUGCACAGCCUCGCCGUGUGGAGGGCUGUGCUGUCAUGGAACUUUUGUUGGUUUGGGUUUUCUUUAGUUUUGUGUUUUUCACUCUAGUCUCUUCUGAGUUUUAUGGCUCUGCAUUAUUUCAGAAGCCCUAAUAGAUGAUGUAAUACUAUCAGGAAAUGGAUGGGUGGGUAUAUGUGACAUGGAUGUCUAAAU